Molecule: messenger RNA, 4899 nt
Organism: Chinchilla lanigera (long-tailed chinchilla)
Lineage: Eukaryota; Metazoa; Chordata; Mammalia; Rodentia; Chinchillidae
Gene: Vwa3a
Product: von Willebrand factor A domain containing 3A
Exons: 34
Coding region: 586-4104 (1172 amino acids)
Source: RefSeq, a predicted model, not a curated record
UGUGGGUGGGGCUGGACCUGGACCCUCCUCACCCCCGCAGUCUGCUCAGAGGGCCCAGGGCGGUGGUGGUGAACGCAUGGCACUGUUUGCAUCAUGGAGAGCUCUGAAAGGUUCGCCCUCACUGCCCUAGCGGGUGCGGGGAAGAGUCCCACAUUGCGCAGGUGUUGGGGCUCUGGUCUCUUUCUUCCUUUCUUCCAGGAGAAGGCAGCAGGCACCAGGGCUCUGCUGGUCCAAACCACGGUUCUCUGCUGACCCAGGGGCUCUAAAGAUAGAAAAGAGCCCCAAAUCCUGCUUGCAGCCUUUUGUGAGCGUGGAGAAAGCCGAGUGAGGGUGAGGAGGUUGUUCCCGACACAGCCGUGGGUCUUCCCUGCGGUGAGCAAGCCUUCCCUUACCCUGCCCUAAGCUGCAGUGGUGCGGUCUGUUACCUUGGAGACCAGCUGACACCUCCCUGUGGGGCGAGCUUCACUGCUGAGUUCCCGGGAAGAGCCUGAAGCAACCAGAAGUUGAAACCAGGAAAAGCAGGGCCCUGAGUACGGAGGCCCCUCUCCACAGCUAGAGAAAUAAAUAAGCAAAUGCAGGCUAAGCAUGAAGACAAACACUGACAGACAUCAGAAACAGGAGAACCAGGAGGAUAUGAGUGGACCUGGCCAAAAUCCAGACCAUGAAUCACUGGUUACACCUGGGAACCAGACACAGGACUUCCUGAGCCUGCAGGGAAGUAAGAUUCAGUCCGCUUUGGAAGACCCUGAAGACUGGCUUUCAACUCACAGUUUGAAGUCUGAGAGACUCACCCUGGCUGACCUGAUAAGUCAGGGCACAGCUGUGCUGGAGGAGAGCAGCAGUGUCAUGCAGGAAAUGUGCAUCUCCACGCAGACCAUUUGCCAUUUCGAAUCAAAGCUUUCUGAGGUCAUCGAACGCUAUCAACAGAGAAUUCAGUGGCUCACAGAAAACAGCAAGAAGGCCUUUGGCCGCAUCCGGGGGACCAGAGUGGCCGUCCUCAUCGAUGCGUCGGUGGUCAGCAGUGGGCCUGGGAUAGAGGAGUUCCAGAACGACUUCCUGAGCCUCGUUGACGAGCAGCUGAGCCUCAAGGAGAAGCUGUACGUCCUGUCCUUCAGCAGCACCGCCAGACGCCUCUGGCCAGACCUGGUGGAAGUCAGCACCUCCGCCCUCCAGGAGCUCAAGCUCUGGGUAAAGAAACUGCAGCCUGAAGGAGGCAGCAACUUACUGCAGGGCCUGAAGAAAACCUUCGCUCUCCAGGGGCUGGAUUCCCUGGUGACCGUCCUGAGAAGCUGCCCAGAUCAGCCCUCCGAAAUUCUGUCUGACUACAUUCAGCAGCGCACCGCGGGCCGCAGCCUCCUCAUCCACCUCAUCACCUACCAGUGUGACGGUCAGGUGCCCUCGGCUGUCCUGAAGAACCUCGCAGAAGCGCUUGGAGGCUACUACCACUGCUACAGCCCGGAGACCGAGGCCAGUGACUUCCGGACGGCUGACCACUCCCGCUGUCCCCAGCUCUACACCAGUCGGGAUGUGGAUGAGCUGCUGACAGAGAUCCAGAAGGCCGGGGACCUCCUCAGCCACGUGCAAGCCCUGCGCCGGAGCCGCCCCCGUGAGGAGCUGGCCCGCAUGACGCAGGAGAUUGCCACGGACUACACACAAGAGUCACUCACAAAUCUCUUGCCUAAGCCCCCAAAGCACGAUGCGCCUCUCACGAUUGAGUUCCCAGGCCUGGAAAAGACUUCUGCAGAAUGGCUAAAGAUCAAUGGUCUAAAAGCCAAAAAAUUAAGCCUGUACCAGGCUCUGGCACCCAACGCGUUCUCUCCUGUGGAAGAGUUUGUGCCUAUUCUCCAGAAAACAGUAUCGGCAACUAUCCAUGAGAAGGUGAUGGUACAAUUUGAAUGGCACGACGGGACAGUGAAGAAUGUCCACGUGGAUCCACCCUUCCUCUACGAGUACCAGAAACAGCUCAGCAGAGCCAUGCAGGUCUAUGAGAGGCGGAUCGAGUGGCUCUCCCUGGCCAGCAGAAGGAUCUGGGGCACUGUCUGUGAAAAGAGGGUGGCGAUACUGCUCGAUAUCUCUGUGGCCAAUUCCGCGUACAUUAUUCAUAUCCAGCACUCCCUGCGGCUGCUGCUGGAGGAGCAGCUGUCCAACAAGGACUGCUUCAACCUCAUCGCGUUUGGAAGCGCAGUCGAGAGCUGGAGGCCUGAGCUGGUUCCCGCGAGCCAUGACAACUUACAGAGCGCCUGGAGGUGGGCCCUGCGCCUGCAGUGCCAAGGCAGCAGGGACGUCCUCGGCGCCCUGCGGAAGGCGGUGGAGGUGGACUUCAGGGACAAAGACAGACACCAGUCGCAGGGCAUCUACCUCCUCGCGGGGGGCAUCCCUGACCAGGAUGUGCCCACACUCAGCGCCUACGUGGCUGAAAGCUGUGGGGGCUGCAGCCUGCAGCUGAACGUGUGUCUCUUCUCUGUGGGGGAGCCGCAGAUGGACAGCAGCCCUCCCGCCUGCUACGCCAGCCGCUCGGACACCGCCAGCGCCUACAGGGCGCUCGCCUGGGCCACUGGUGGCCGCUUCCACUGGUUUGGAGACACAUGCAUUUAUGAGAGUGAUGACAUCAGUGCCAUCAAAUCUGAGAUGGAAAAGGCCCUCAACUACUCCCAGAAGUGCGCCUUACUGGUGGCCUCCCUGAAGAACCAUUUGAGAAAAGAACUGGAAGGUGCAGCCCUCUCUAAAGAAAAGCCAGCGGUGCUCAAGCAAAGAAGUCAGCCCAAGAAAUCCUCUCUUCCCAAGCCUACAACCCCCUCGAAGGCCAAAAUGAGCCUUAAAGAAGACCCAGAAAGAGAGAGGAGCCCGCCGCCCAAAGCUCCGAGAGGUCCUCUGCUCAGCGGCAAAGUGGGCGCCUCCUCGGCCCAGCCCGUGAAAGAAGGGACAGCACACGGGGGGAGGAAGACCAAAGCACGGGCAGCAGAGACGGCUCUCUCCCCGUUCUAUACAGAGACCGGGAAUGCCGUAGGCUCGGUGUACAAGAAGUACCCUCAAGGAAGGAGUAUCAGCAGGGCCAGCUCUUCUGUUGAGUUGCCCAGGAAGGACACUGUUUGCUCAAGCCAAGAGUGGGUGGCGAAUUAUGGGCUGAGAAAACUGAAGCUGGAGAUAUCCAGAUGCCUGGGUCCCAGCUGCCCGCAUCAGAGGUCCACCCAGAGCUCAGCCAAGCACUGCGCUGCCUUCCCCAGUGCGGAGAUCAAGGGAGAGGUGAGACACAUUCAGUGGACGCUCAGGGAAAUGGACGUGUACAUCGUGUGCCUGACGAAGGUGAUGAGGCGCUACGUCCAGCGGCUGCAGUGGCUGCUGUCUGGCAGUCGCCGAGCCUUUGGUGCCAUCUUGGAGAAGAAAGUGUGCGUCCUGCUGGACACGUCCGGGUCCACGGGCCCCUACUUGCAGCAGGUGAAGGCAGAGAUGGUUCUGCUGAUCUGGGAGCAGCUGCGGGAGCGCUGUGACAGUUUUAACCUGCUCAGCUUUUCAGACAGCCUCGAGCCGUGGCGGGACACCCUGGUGGAGGCCACAGAUGCGGCGUGUCACGCAGCUAUGCAGUGGGUGACCCAUCUGCAAGCCCAGGGGAGCACCUCGAUCCUUCGAGCAUUUUCGAAAGCUUUCAGUUUUCACGACGUGCAAGGAUUGUACCUGCUGACCGACGGGAAGCCAGACACAAGCUGCAGCCUGGUUCUUGAUGCAGUCCAAAGACUCCAGGAGGAAAGGGACGUGAAGGUUCACACCGUCUCCCUGAGCGGCACCGACAGGCCCUGGAGAGAUGUCCAAGGAAGCACCCGACUGAGCUGGCCCGCAGCAGUUGAGUUCCUGAAGAAGCUGGCCUCACUCACUGGCGGCCGUUACCACUGCCCUGUCAGUGAGGACACAUCCUGCAGGAUCCGCGGCCUGCUCACCAGGGGCUUCAUCGACGAAAGGGACCCCCCGCUGCCACUGUUUGAAGGCGAUGACCUGAGGAGACUGGCCCAGGAGAUCACCAAGGCCCGGAGAGCCCUUGCCCAGGCCCAGGUGUUCAGAUCCCAGCUCCAGAAGAAGAGCAGUGCAGAGCCACAGGCCCCUCUUUGUUAGAGGAGAAUUCUCAGGAGGACGCAGAGAACUGUGACCCACAGAUUACCCACAGGAAAGACAGGUCCAGGCGCCAGGACACGCUGGAAGUCUGGGAGGAAAGGCUCCGUUCUUUGGGCAUGGAGCCACCUGUGGGUCCACGUUGGCUCUCCUGCCCUGUCCCCAACAAUCCCAUUCCAGCGGUGAGAUUGCUGCUCACGGCCCGGCACCAGGCUCCCCGCCUGCAAUGUCCUUCUUGCCACCCUCUGCGGGGGACCCCGCGCGGUGACAUCAGCUCCACCGUGCGAUGUCUCUGGACUCCGCAGCGCUGAGACCGCCAGGCACAGGCGGAAGUCCCCCCCUUCCUCUUGCAGCGGCCGCACUGAUGCCUCUUGUGGCACUUGGCACUCGCUCGCUCGACUAUCUUGCUCUCCUCCCGCACCGUGGCUCCGCCGGGGGAGGCCACCGUCCUGACCACCUGCGGGUCUCCGGCAGCUGCCAGGUGACAGACACGUGGGAACAGCAUCGUGCGGAAUGUGGGAGUCCCGAUGGGGCCGUUCCUCCCUGGGGCCUCGCUCUGCUCCUUACCGCCUGCGGGCCAGAGCCGAUCACUGCCGGCCUGACGGGGGAGAAGCAGCCGCAGUGUCCACCCCACCCCACGCGUGCUCCACCACACAGAGCGAAUGUUCCGCUCAACGCUGAAACUCAGGCCGGGCCUUGCGGGCCCCGCUCCACUGUGUGCACGUGAAAUGAAUGUGGCGUGUGCUGCAUCACCUGCAGUCAUUUUCUAAAAUUAAAAUUUGCUUUUCUUUCCAUGAA